Molecule: messenger RNA, 1902 nt
Organism: Talaromyces proteolyticus
Lineage: Eukaryota; Fungi; Ascomycota; Eurotiomycetes; Eurotiales; Trichocomaceae
Product: putative metalloreductase
Exons: 1
Coding region: 1-1902 (633 amino acids)
Biological process (GO): iron ion transport; copper ion import; intracellular iron ion homeostasis
Cellular component (GO): plasma membrane
Molecular function (GO): ferric-chelate reductase activity
Source: RefSeq, a predicted model, not a curated record
AUGAGUUCUUCUUCGGGCCUCCAGGCCCACGCCCGCGCCCAUACCUAUGCCACGAAUUAUACGUACAUAUACGAAUAUUCACGAGGUUUAAACGGUGUGGAUGUGCCGAGGGAUAUCCUCAUCACGCGGACGAUUUGUGGCUCACUGGGCUUCGUUGCAUUUAUUGUUCUCGUAAGUCGGAUGUGGGAGAGAGUCCACGCAUAUAUUCGUCACAUCAGCUGCCUGUCCGGCACACGCAGACAACAAUUGUUCUGGAGCUUUGAGGGAUACAGUGUAUGGCCAGCUAUCAAAAAAUAUGUUAUUCACUCGCCGUUGUUCUGGAAACGACAUCAUCGCGAGUUUCAAUUAUCGUCUGCGAUGAAUAUGGGGGUGCUGCCCACUCGCAUACAUACUAUUCUUCUUGUCCUAUACGCCGCGAGCCAACUCGCAUACUGUGCCAUCCUCGACUAUGCUGUAAACGAACGGGCGGCUCUAGUUGCCGAGCUGCGUGGAAGGUCAGGAACCCUGGCAGUGCUCAACAUGAUCCCACUAGUCCUCUUCGCCGGACGUAAUAAUCUCCUCAUCUGGCUGCUGGGGAUCAGCUAUGACACGUACAACAUGUUCCAUCGAUGUCUGGGACGAAUGGUCGUGUUGGAAACAAUUGUACAUACAACAUCAUGGUUUGUCAAUGCCUCGAAUGAGCAGAGCUUUACCGACGCUAUCGACCGUAUUCGCACCACGCCCUUUUUUGCUCACGGCGCCCUUGGUACAGUCGCCAUGCUUUUUAUUUUUAUCCAGUCUCCUUCUCCAAUUCGCCAUGCUUUCUACGAGACCUUUUUGCAUUUGCAUCAAUUCGCCGCUCUACUGGCGACUAUCGGCGUCUAUUACCAUAUGCAUUUGGACGCGCUCCCACAACUCCCUUGGAUCUAUCUUGUCAUUGGUAUUUGGAUAUUCGAACGGAGUAUGAGAUGGUUACUUCGCUUUCGUAUGAACAUCAGUCUGCGGAACGGCAGGACGAUGGUGGUCGUCAAGGCUCUUCCGGGCGAAGCAUGCCGCGUAACAUUCCAUUUACCCCAUCGAGUAUAUAUAAAACCGGGUAGUCAUGUGUAUGCCUUCAUCCCGACCGUUGCGUGGUGGAUGUCUCAUCCCUUUUCCGUCGCAUGGGUCGAUCCAGCAACCUGCGUGACGCCGCCAUCUCACCCCGUAGCAGCGCUUAAAGGCACAAUCGAUCUUAAUGGGACCAGCCGUAGCCCUAGCCCAUCUCGCCUCGAAAAACAAAUGAUGGACGACGCCCCAUAUGAAACACUUCACAAACACAAAACAUCCAUAUCCCUCAUUAUAGCCGCGCGGUCUGGCAUGACACGCAAACUGUACAAUAAAGCAAUGGCCUGUCCGAACAAAACUCUACGAACAUUCGGCUUCAUUGAAGGGCCAUACUACUCCGACUCCUGCACAAUGGGCAGCUAUGGCACCGCAAUUCUAUUCUCCGGCGGCGCGGGCAUCACGCACCACAUACUUCACGUCCGUGAUCUUCUCAUUCGCGCCGAUGAGGGCUCCGUUGCUACCCAGAGUAUCUAUCUCAUCUGGUCCGUCCGUUCGACCGAGUCUCUAAACUGGGUCCGCGAAUGGAUGGAUCAAAUUUUCCGACUCCCCAACCGCCGACAAAUGCUUAUCAUCAAACUGUUCAUCUCCAAACCCAAGACUCGACAUGGGAUCAAAAGUCCCAGUAAAACGGUGCAGAUGUUUCCAGGACGCUGUCGCCCCAGCGCCAUCCUCAAGGAUGCGUUGCCAAAAAGGAUUGGUGCGACUGUUGUAUCGGUCUGUGGACCAGGUGCAUUUGCCGAUGAAGUGAGAGCCGCAACAAGGGAGAAUAUGGCCCGGGGAAUGACGGUGGAUUUUGUGGAGGAGAGUUUUAGUUGGUGA